This is a messenger RNA of Manduca sexta (tobacco hornworm), 3829 nucleotides long. RefSeq lists its product as uncharacterized. Lineage: Eukaryota; Metazoa; Arthropoda; Insecta; Lepidoptera; Sphingidae. Gene Ontology annotation, biological process: mitophagy; aggrephagy; endosome organization. Gene Ontology annotation, molecular function: K63-linked polyubiquitin modification-dependent protein binding; zinc ion binding; protein kinase C binding. The record is from RefSeq and is a predicted model, not a curated record. Gene Ontology annotation, cellular component: amphisome; aggresome. The coding region runs from base 419 to 2896 and encodes 825 amino acids. The transcript has 14 exons.
CAGAUGUCAAGUUUAUUUAUCUCUGCUCGCCGUCAUUUAGAAGCUAGAGUGAAUAAUAUAUUUGGGAAAUAAAAGCCUUGUCGGCAAAAAUAAUUAUAAUAUAUAUGAAAAAUUGUCAGCCUAGAGACGUGUUUAAAACUACACAAAAAAGUCUCUUGAGAUUAAAAAAAAACGGUUUUUCGCAGAAUCGACGAUCUCCAAAUAUUCUCAGAUUCUUGCCUCCGGAGCAACCCCCUAGGAGGUUGAUGAAACAGCGUAUAUAAACCCCUACUAAAUACGUACUCCAAAAUUAUUUACUAAUUAUAACGCAAAGUGCAUAUGUUAAAUUGCUGCGAUGUGGAGUGAUAUUUUUUUAUAAAUUUCAUCGUGGUUGAACUGACUUUACUGUUGUAAAACUUAAAAUUAUAAUUGAACAAUAAUGGGAAAAAUUUGUGGAGUCAAAAGUUGCCCAAGUGGGCGAAAAAAUAAAAAAAAUUAUCUGUCCCAGCCUUUAUCAUUUUUCCGACCAACAACACCAGCAAAAUUAAGAGAUUGGUCAAUCGCUUUGGGAAUUAAUCUAAAAACCACUCAUUAUAUUUGUCACCUUCAUUUUAAACAGGAGGAUAUAAAAAUGUUCGAAAAUUUCACCAUUAAUGGAAAAGUCACGAUUUUACCUACAGGGAAAAAAAUACUACGAGAUGAAGCUUUGCCAACAAUUGAACAUCAGUUCGUUCCAGCCAUUGAACUCCAAACAGGCGUCAUAUAUAUACCACAAAAGUCAAACCCCGAUGACAAUCAAACUGAAGAGGUAAAGCAAAAUCAAAUACCAGACAAUGAGCAACAGGAAUUAUUAAUUGUUCAGGAAGUUUCUAAUAAUUUAAUAGAUAUUGAACACACCGAACAUAACUCAAAAGAACCAUUGUUGAAUCAGGCUCGCAAUGAUUUACAUAACAAUAAGGACACAGAAGUAAAAACACAAUCAGUAGAGAAUUUCUGGGAUAAUAUUCAAAAAUCUUUGAUGCUGCCUCAGUUUUGGCUGUAUGUAAAAAAACCUAAUGGUCUCGAGUUUAUCCGGACAGAUCCAAUGACCGGUCAAAUAAAAAACCAUUUACGCUUGAAUGAGGACACAUCAAUUACUGUUAUUCUUAGAAAUAAUGAGGAAUUAAAUUUGAAAGAUAAAAUAACUCCAUUAAACAGCAUCCAUGAUUACUUAAAAUCUGUAGAAAGAUGGCCUUUGUGUGUUGGUACUCAAAUUGAAAAUAACAAGUAUUCUAAACUGUGUAAAGGAGUGAUUAUUGGUGAUGAAGCUUACAAAAGAAAUCAACUGAAUGCUAGAUGUAAAUCUUGUCGAAUUUUACGCCAUCGCUUACAGAACCGGAAAUCUACUUCAAAGAUUCUAGGAAAAACUCCUAAAGGAUGUCCUCAUCUAUUUAAACAAUGCAAGCAUCUAAAAAGAAUGGACAACAACCAGAGCUUACCAAAGUCGAUUAACUCUGCACGCACGUCACUAGCGACAUCUAGUUCCAAAAAGGAUCUUGCUGAAGUAAUAAACAAAAACCCGUUUAUAAACCUCGACAAUAAGCCUGCUGCAAAGACCCAAGUUAAUGAUAAACGGCGCUCUGAAAUUCAAACUACUCAGCUUAAUCUGGGACAUGAAUUUCGAUCGGACAAUGAUAGUGCUGUACUACCUGUAGUUCCGGCCGAAGAAAGUGUUGUUCCUGGGCCAAAGAAUUUUUCAUGGCAGAAACCCAACGAAGUAGUCCACAUACUGGCAGAUGAUGUCGAAACAGAAGCAGCCGCGAACAGUUUGUCUAUGUAUUGGGAAGAUGAGGAAGCAUCGCUGCUUUCGGAACAGCUCGACGGGAAUCCCAAAGGACGCGAGGUGUUCCGGUGCAACGUGUGUGACGUCGCCAUAGUCGGGUUCCGCUACACGUGUGUGCAGUGCAGCGACUUGGACCUGUGCGGCGCGUGCGAGGCCGACGGAGCGCACCACCAACACUACGUGCUGAGGGUUCCCGCCGACAAACACACGGCCGAAGUCCAGUUAGUGGUGGCUACUAUACAACGGCAUCUCAUGAGGAAACUGGAUCCCACGUCACAACACGACCAAAAUCAGAGUGACGUUAUAAGUCUUAAAUCAGAAGUAAAGUCGGAAGCAGAGGAUUAUGAUAAUGAUAGUAAUUGUGAUGAUUAUAAUGACGAUACAAAAAAUGAAGCACCUAAAGAUGUAAUGAAAGGAUCAUCGUCAUCGGGACCACAAACGGAAGAUUUUGACCGUCAAGCUCACAACGUUGACAGCGGUGACGCGGCGACGCGGGGGGAGUGCGGGGAGGGGCGACAGGGGGUGAGCGUAGAGUCGCAGGAGAACCCCAAAAUUACAAAAAUAUACUUGAAGAUGGCAGACUUUAUGAAAAUGAAAGAACGCGGAUUGCCGUGGGUACAGAUACUCAAUUCAAAUAAAACGUCGAGUGUUGAUAUGGCAGAUGCGCAGCCAUCGAUUAAUGAAGCAAUUGUCCUCUCGGAGACUGUAACAACAGACUUGCGGCAGAAAGUCCCACACGCAGGCGCACAAUCGCAACUCAAUACCACGAUAGUGCUACAACAAAAUCAACAAAUGGACUUGCAGACAACAAUUAUGAAAGAAAAAGACAGAAAUGAAGACCCGCUGUCUCGAGUUAAUAUUAAGAACAUUCAGAAUAAUCUCAUAUAUUCCGGACAAUUGGACUCAAUGAACACAAAAAUAAUAGUAACUGAUGCGAAACCUGAUGUAGCGCCAGGUAUUCAGCUAGAAGCGACAGUGCGAGAGGGACAGUCGAAUAUAUGUUUACCAGAAGCAAACUACGCCAAGCCACAAUGUCCUAUUAAGCUAAAAAGGUUGCAGUCACAAGUUCUCGGGAACGCCGGGAAGAAACGUUAGUUUAAUGCUAACAACUUGAAAUUAAGGAUUCUGAGGGCCGGUUUUAACACUUCCUGAUAACCUGUGAAAUUAUCUGCUAGAUAAACGAUAACUUUUGGUCGCAUAGAAAUACAAAUAAAUGUACUUACAAAAUCAAAAAAAAUUAAAACUAUUUUACGGAUUUUAUCGCGGUUUUUAUAUUAUAAUUUUCUCCCAACGUUUCGAAGACUUUGUAGUUUUUGAAGUUGCAAUCUAUCUAUAGAUAGAUUGGAACUGUGGCCUGUCUCGUAUCGGCCAAACAAAAAGAAACAUAGGGACCCGCCUAAAGAAUAUGUAGCUGACGUGAAACACCGACGCUCUACGAAGCCUACAGUCAUUGAACACUCUGAAGGACACUCUGACUAGGCUAGGCUCAAAUCCUUGACAAAGAUCACCGAUUCGCGAGGCUAUUGAAAUUAAAAACAGCCGUUUCAAUAGGGAAGAUGGUUGGAAGCUUGCACUAGCCUGGAAUCCAGUUCUACAUUUAAUUAAGUCGGAUCCCAAAACACCGCCUGCCAGACUUCGAGACACAGUAAGUUCAUUGUGCGUAGACCGGACCACCAAAAAUUUUAAAAGUUAUAUAGUUGUAAAAUAUAGUUAUAUAUUGUAACUUUUCGGAUGACCAACACCUCAGUCCACCCUGUGACCACGAAGGCUACAAAGUCUUCGAAACGUCGGGAGAAAAUUGUAAUAUAAAUCACCGCAAUAAUUUUAUUUUAAUAACUAACUCUCGCGUUAACAUAAGAAAUCAUUAUACAAAAAAUCAUUUAACUUUAUAUACAGAUUAAUAAGAAUUUAUUAGAAAUUACUGGCAAUGUAAUCUUUUUUCCAAUUCAUGUUUAAUGUAUAUGAGCUUAUGAGUGUAAAUGAAUGUAAAAUAUAAUAAAAUAUGAUAUUAUCAUGUCUACAUUGUUA